AGAACUCUUAACAGUCUUUACCAUGAACAGACAGCAUUAAAAGUCGGCACUGCAGCUUCUUAUGAAAGCCGAGCCGCUCCAACCGCGGUUAGCAGGACUUGUUUGUCUUGCUAACAGUGCACAGCCGGGUUCCAGAGCCCUCCCCCCAGGGAGCACCUCUGAUCCUCUGGCACCACAAAGGCCCUGUGCAACCCAGAUAAGAGGACUCUAUGAGGAAGCUACACCCACGAAGCGAUGCUAAGCCAGAACAGUGCUCUGGAUGUGGUUUUAGCCACAGUGGGACGGGGAAGAUCCAGGAACGAGUGAGCUCUGGAUGAUUCUACCUGGGGACUUUGGCCCACCUUGAGGAGAAAUCAGCUGCCCUGAAGAUGGGAGAAUGAAGACUCCUGAUGCCCAAGGCACUACCAUAAAGGGGCCGGGCCCUGCCUCUGAGAGAUUCAGAGCUGCAAACCUGCAUCUCUACAAGAAAUGGAAGGAGAAGGCGCUAAAGACACCAUGGACAAAAAGGAGCCUCCCUCACUACUUCAGAGGAAUGGAGAACUACAAUCAGGCAUUGUUGUACUCUACCCCACUCCUCAGGGAGGGGUGCAGCGUCAGGGUCAUUGCUCACGUCUAUAAGGAACUCAGAGUCAACCAUCACUCAGCUGAGCAUCUUCUCCUUCAGGAAGCCCCCCCCCAACCACUAGGCCCAGGCAGGGGGCACCCCGGUUGACCUUCAGACACACCACACAAAGCCAUAGGUUGCCUGUGGUACAGAGGUGCCCCUCCCGUAAAGUGAAGUUGGCCUGCAUUUCCAUGCCCAAGGCCCUGGGACCCUGGAAGCCUCCUGCCUCUGAGAUAGGCCCUCAGGGCUGCACUUAGGGGAUAAGCCAGGCUAUUUUCAUCAUUUCCUUCCUCUACUAAAGCAGCGGCCACCACUGCCAGUUCCCAUAGCUUACACACGCUACCACCACAGCCUUGACCAGGAUGCCACCAGCUCGUAGAAGGUGUGCCCCAACCAAGGCCUCACAGCUGGCCUGCCGGAUGACUACCUGGGGGCUCCUGUUUCUGCUCUGGCCCGUGGCCACAGCCACCCAGGCCUGCCCAACGCCCUGCACCUGCCAGCCCUUGGAAACCAUGGGGUUAAAGGUGAACUGCGAGGGGCGGGGCCUCACAGCCCUGCCUGUGCUGCCAGCUCACACUCGCCAACUCUUCCUGGCCAACAACAGCCUGCGUUCAGUGCCACCAGGUGCCUUCGACCACAUGCCACAGCUGUGGAACCUUGAUGUGACACACAACCCCUGGCACUGUGACUGCGGCCUCACCUACCUGCGCCUCUGGCUGGAGGACCACAUGCCAGAAGCCCUGCUGCACGUCUACUGUGCCAGCCCUGACUUGGCCACCAAGCGUCCACUGGGCCAGCUGACAGGCUAUGAGCUGGGCAGCUGUGGCUGGAAGUUGCCACCAUCCUGGGCCUAUUCGGGGAUCUGGUGGGAUGUAGCACUGGUAGCUGUGGCCAUACUGGGCCUGGUCCUACUAGCUGGCCUGCUGAACACAUUCACAGAGCCUCUGAACUGAGCCUAGCCCAUGACACCAGGCUGGCAGUCCAGACCUAAGCCGGGUGCCCAGAAGCACUGGCCCGAGUCGGUUCAUGCCAUUAAAAGCCCACACAGGAGAGCUGCUGAGAUUACUCAGUGGGAAAGACACUUGCUGCAAAGUCUGAAGACCUGAGUUCAAUCCCCAGGACCCAUAUCAUAGGAGAGACUCGAAUUUCACCUUCACACUCAUUCUGUUCAUGCACAGCAAAUAAAUAGAUGCAAUUUUUAAAAAUUAA
This is a messenger RNA of Myodes glareolus (Bank vole), 1813 nucleotides long. Lineage: Eukaryota; Metazoa; Chordata; Mammalia; Rodentia; Cricetidae. The record is from RefSeq and is a predicted model, not a curated record.